Funneliformis caledonium is the source of this 2781-nucleotide messenger RNA. The record is from the annotation of a GenBank genome assembly. Lineage: Eukaryota; Fungi; Glomeromycota; Glomeromycetes; Glomerales; Glomeraceae.
AUGAAUAUGCUAAAGAAGGACGAAGACUCAGGAGAUUUGGGUGUUUUUUAUCACAUCGACAAGUCUACCGUACUUCAAGAAGCUCGCGUUUUUAAUGAAUCUCCAAUCGUUCCAAGAAAAUGCCGUCUUUUGCUCACAAAAAUCAUUUAUUUAUUAUACCUUGGUGAGCCGAUGGCAACCAAUGAAGCCACAGAACUGUUCUUUAGUGUAACCAAACUUUUUCAAUCUAAAGAUAUCGCUCUUCGACAAAUGGUUUACUUGGUAAUAAAAGAGCUAUCAACCAUUGCUGAAGAUGUUAUCAUGGUCACUAGCAGUUUGAUGAAGGAUAUGCAACCUAAAUCCGAAGUCAUCUAUCGGGCAAAUGCCAUAAGAGCUCUUUGUAAAAUCAUUGAUGCGACGAUGCUUCCAAGUGUUGAACGUUUUCUCAAAGCCGCUAUUGUUGACAAAACCCCAUCAAUAUCAUCCGCCGCGAUGGUUUCUAGUUAUCAUUUAUUUCCCGCUGGUAAAGAUGUUAUCAAACGAUGGGCAAAUGAGGUUCAUGAGGCUAUCAAUUCCAAGCCAACAUCACUUGUUGGUACCGCUUCUUCGUACUUGUCAUUCACCUCAAGUGGAUCUUCAUAUAAUACUCCAUCGACAAGCAAUAUCAGCCAAUAUCAUGCACUAGGUCUCUUGUAUAUGAUCCGACAGCAUGAUCGUAUGGCCGUAACAAAAUUGAUUCAACAAUUGGCUGGUAGUAGUAGAGGGAAUUUUGGUUCUUCUAGUGGAACUUUACGUAAUCCGUUUGCAUACUGUUUGCUAAUUAGAUACGCGGCCAAAACUUUAGAUGAAGAUCCAAAUUUGCGUCAGCAAAUGUUUGAACUUUUGGAGGGUUGGUUACGUCACAAGAGUGAUAUCGUAAAUUUCGAAGCAGCGAAAGCAAUAUGUAAUAUCAAGGAUGUAACUAGCAAAGAAUUGUACCCAGCUGUUAAUGUUUUACAGCUUUUCCUUUCCUCACCCAAGUCCACCCUUCGUUUUGCUGCGAUUCGUACGCUUAAUAAGUUGGCCAUGUCCCAUCCAACUGCCGUUCAACCUUGUAAUCUGGAUAUGGAAAAUUUGAUCACCGACCAAAAUAGGAGUACGGGCAAUGAGGCUAGCGUUGACCGUUUAAUGAAACAAAUCACAGGAUUUAUGUCUGAAAUUUCAGACGAAUUCAAAGUGAUCGUUGUUGAUGCGAUACGUUCUUUAUGCCUUAAAUUUCCAACCAAACAAGUGGUAAUGCUCAGCUUUUUGUCUGGAGUAUUGAGAGAUGAGGGUGGUUACGAGUUUAAACGGGCAGUAGUUGAGGCUAUCUUUGAUCUAGUUAAAUUCAUACCAGAAUCAAAAGAAGCUGCCUUGGCUCAUUUGUGUGAAUUCAUUGAAGAUUGUGAAUUUACCAAACUUUCUGUACGUGUUCUUCAUUUGCUUGGAGUUGAAGGACCAAAGACAGCUACUCCUACAAAAUUCAUCCGCUAUAUAUAUAAUCGUGUCAUAUUAGAAAAUUCUAUUGUGAGAGCUGCUGCUGUGAGCGCACUUGCUAAAUUUGGCGUAAGUGCGGAAGAUUCGGAAGUUAGAAAGAGUAUCAAGGUGUUGCUCACAAGAUGUUUAGACGAUAAUGACGACGAAGUUCGAGACAGGGCUACAUUAUACUUGAAGCUCAUGGAUGACGAAGAAAGUGCUGAAAAAUAUGUCAAAGAUGAUUCUACGUAUUCGCUUGCUGCUCUUGAAAGACAACUUGUACAAUAUGUCAGUAAUCAGGAUGCUUCGGAAAAACCGUUUGACCUUUCUGCUGUGCCAAAGAUCACUAAAGCGCAAGCUGAGGCCGAGAAUUUGAAAUCCAGAAGCUUUGACCUCGUAUCCACGCAAACCAUUGGAAUUUCAUCAUCCGCUGUUGCCUCAUCAAGUGCAGCCACUAUCUCUACGAGUAGGGAUGCUACUCCUACUCCAGGUAUAGACCAACAAGUUGUCUAUGCUCAUCAGCUCGAAAAGAUUUCAGAGAUUGCUGCAUUUGGUUCCUUAUUCAAGAGCAGCGUCAAGCCUGUUGAGCUUACAGAGAGCGAGACAGAAUAUGCUGUCAGUUGCGUCAAACAUUUGUUUGAUGAACAUAUUGUAUUCCAGUUUAUUGUGGUUAACACAUUGAAUGAUCAGUUAUUGGAAAAUGUUACAAUUGUCAUGCAGGCGGAAUCAGAUGACGGUUCUUUGGUGGAGGAAUUUGUAAUUCCAGCACCAAAAUUACCGUAUGAUCAACCCGGGUCAAUAUACGUUGCCUUUAAGAGAACAAAUCCCGAAGAUUAUCCUCUUUGUAGUUUUUCUAAUACUCUAAAGUUUUUAGUUAAAGAUUGUGAUCCAUCUACCGGAGAAGCCGAUGCCGAAGGCUAUGAAGAUGAAUACCUGGUUGAGGAUAUUGAAAUAGUUACUGGGGAUUACAUCCUUCCCACUUAUAUAAAUGAUUUCCAGAGUACUUGGGAUAAUAUGGGAGAAGAAGGGCAAGUAAUAGAGACAUUUGCUUUAACCGCAGCAAAAAGCUUGAAAGCUGCUUGCACCACUUUAAUUGACCUUCUUGGAAUGGGACCUGUUGAAAAUAGUGGAACACCAACUUCACCUAGCUUACACACUUUGAUGCUUUCUGGAACAUUUUUGAGCGAUAUAAAAGUAUUGGCAAAGAGUCGAAUGACAUACUCUCCUAGUUCAGGGGUUACGAUGGAAUUAUCUGUCCGAUCUUCAAGUGAAGAGAUUAGUCGUAUCGUUAUUGGAGCGGUUGUAUAG